AUAAUUGCCACUGCCACCACCAGUUCAUCACCUCCUCUCAGGUAUUGACCUGCUGUAUAUAAACACCAAAAGUGGUCAUUGGGAGCAGGAUUCCUCUCUGGUGCGUCGUCGAGGGGACUUGUGUGUGCGAGUGAGAGAGAGCUGCAAUGCAAAAGUAUUUGAUCGUGGUGGCGGGGCUGGUGUUGGCCCUGGCCGUGGUGUCCUCCUGGGGUCAAGAGGACGGGGAGAAGGAGACGGACUUGGAGGGUUCAGACUUUCUCUUCAGACCAGUCUACAUCCGCUAUGGCUGGCAACCCUCGUCCGGAGGGGGCUGGAAGGGCGGGUCCGGCGUAGCCCAGGGUGGCGGCGGGUGGGGCCAGCCCUAUGGCUACGGCUGGGGAUCCUACCACAAAGAGGGAGGGAAAAAGAAGAAGGGAAAGAAGAAGAAGAAGAAGAAGAAGGGGAAGAAGAAGAAGAAGAAGAAGAAGAAGGGAAGCAGCAAAAAGGGUGGAUUUUGGUACUAUUGGGGUCCAGUUCAUAAGGAGAAAAAGGGCUGGGGUAGCGGUGGUGGGGGUGGAGGUGGAGGAGGUGGUGGUGGUGGGGGACAUGGUGGUUGGGGAGGAGGCGGUGGCGGUGGCCAUGGCGGCGGCGGCCAUGGCGGCGGAGGCGGCGGCGGCCAUGGCGGCGGAGGCGGCGGCGGCCAUGGCGGCGGCGGAGGCGGCGGCUGGGGCUGGAAGAAACCCCCAAUCCAUCGCCACGUCCAUUACAAAGCGCCGAAAUUCCCUCAAGGCGGUGCUCCCGUCGUCAUCAAACAUCCCCAGCUCAAUCUCCACCAUGAAGUCGUCCACGGUUGGGGAGGCGGUGGCGGUGGUGGAGGCGGCGGCGGCGGCGGAGGUCAUGGUUGGUAGAGAGAGAGAGAUAGUAAAA
Molecule: messenger RNA, 906 nt
Organism: Folsomia candida
Lineage: Eukaryota; Metazoa; Arthropoda; Collembola; Entomobryomorpha; Isotomidae
Product: putative glycine-rich cell wall structural protein 1
Exons: 8
Coding region: 147-887 (246 amino acids)
Source: RefSeq, a predicted model, not a curated record